AUGCCCCCCAAGCCCCAGACGCAGAAAAGCAUAACAUCCUUCUUCUCCCCGCCCGGCAUCAAGGGCGAGCAGCAGCGCCUCCCACCCUGCUUCGCCUCGCCGCGCCGCACCCCGUACUCGGACCCCACGCCGACGCCGCUGCUGUUCACGGAGGCCGACAUGAGCGUGGAUAGCGAUGAAGCGCCGGCGCCGGCACCUUUCGAUACAACCCCGUCGCCGAGAUGGAGUGGGGGCGAGGACGGGUGGGAGCGGUUCAUACCGCCCUUGGAAGAGGCCGUGAUGACGGAGAAGAAGUCGCUAAUAGUAGUGCUCAAGAUUCCGGCGAUAACGGAGAAGAAGUCGCUAAAAGUAGUACUCAAGCUUCCGGCAGCGGCAGCGGCAGCGGCGGGGAAGCGCAAGCUCAGCGAAGUGCACCCGUCGCCGGCGCCGUUCGAUGCAACCCCGCCGCCCGGGCGCAACGGGGAUGGGGAUGGCGAGGACGAGUGGGUGCGGUUCACGCCGCCCCCGGAAGAGGCGGGGGUGACGGAGAAGAAGUCGCUAAAAGUAGUGCUCAAGAUUCCAGCAGCAGCGGCGGGGAAGCGCAAGUUCAGCGAAGUGCACCCGUCGUCGCCGUCGUCGUCGCCGACCCGGAAGGGCGCAGAUGGUCGUGGGAAUGGUGGGAACGGGGCGAACAAGAAGCGGCUGUCGUUCUUCGCGGCGGUGCCGUCGGUGUAUGGGAGUGCUGCUGCGAAGGCGGCGGUGCCGGUGGCGGUGCCGGGGCCGGGGCCGGUGGUGUAUGCGGGUGCUGCGUGUGUGGCGGCGAGGUUCCGCGCGGUGAAGGCGGUGAGGAGCGUGCCGGGGACGCCGGUGGCUGUGGUGGUGCCGGUUGCUGUGGCGGGUGAGACGGUGGUGGGAGCGGGUAAUGGUAAUGGCAAUGGUGGCUGUGGGGGGAACAGGAUGAAUGGCCCGGCGGAGGAGAAACAGAAAGAAAAACAGCCAGAGCCAGCGCCAGUGCCAGUGCCGGAGCAAAAGCAAAAGCAAAAGCAAAAGAAGAAGGCCGAAGUCUGCACGUCACCGCCGGCGGCUCCUCCAAAUGCUGCGAAUAUGAACGAUAAUCUGCCUUCUCCGCCGCCGCCGGCCACUCCAGCUGCUGCGAACAUCACACUGAGCGAGACUUCUCACAGCGACCCCGACCCCAUGGACAUCGACACACCAGACAACACCCACGCCCACGCCCACGCCCACACCCCCCCCACACACAUCCUCUUCACCCCCCACCCCCCAACAGCCACCAUCCGCACCCCCUUCACACACCCCCCACCUCCCGCCAUCUACACCCCACCCCCACCGCCAACCCUCUCAAACAGCCCCUACUCCACCACCGCCCACACCUGCCAGUCCACGCCCAUCGCGCGCCAGACAUUCGGCCUCCCGUACAGCGAGCGCGCGGCCAUUGCGGCUGCUGCCGCUGCUACCACUACUACUGCUAUCACUGAUCCAACGGCCGCGGCGGCGGUGGGGUAUUUGCUCCCGGCGUAUUCGCCGACGUAUGGGCUUUCGCUUUCGCGGAGCCCCGCGGAGGCGCUGCGGGCGGCUUUGACGAAGGGGGCAAACGCCCCGCGGGGGGCGGGCGCUGUUGGUGCGGGCGUUGUUGCGCCUGGGGAGGAGCGGCGGCCGGCGGCGGCGGAUAAGACGGUGCUGGUUCUAGAGACAGAGACGGUGCAUGAAGGAAAUAGCCCCGUGGACGUAACUCGAGGGGCGGAUGGCGGUCUGGUCGGCGCGGCGGUGCGGCAAGAUGAGCUGCCGGCUACAGAUGCGGUGCAGGAGGUCGAUAUUGCGGUUCCGGAUGCGGUACAGGAAGACGACUUUACGAUUAACGCGAUGAUUGAGGACGAUGUUCCAGUUAAUGCAGAUACAGUGCAGGAAGACGAAUGUUUGGUCGGUGCGGAUGCGAUGUGUGAGGAUGAGCUUCCGGUCAAUGCUUCGGUACAGGUUAAUUAUGCGGAGCAGGUCAAUUCUUUGGAAGUGGUUAAUUCUUCGAAUAUGGUCAUUUCUUCGGAACAUAUCAAUGCUUCCGAAUAUGUCACUUCUUCAGAAACGAUCAACCCCCCAGCCACAACCCAAUCCCCACCCCCCACCUCCCCCGACGCCCUCUACGCGCACGACGACUUCCCCCCCGACGACCCCUUCCCCACCCCCACGCCCAAAACCCUGCGCACAACCAUCAGCGGCCAACCCGUGUGCACUCUGCACCACUGCGCCACCUGCGACGCCGAGUCCUGCGUGCACGAGUUCUUCACCAAGUACUGCCCGCUCGAGGACGUGGCCGUCGGCGGCGCCGACCUGGUGUACCCGGACUACGUGCCCGCGCCGCCGCGGCGCACGCAGGCCGUCGGCGCCGACGGCGCGCAGGAGGUGCUGCAUGCGCCGGUGGGGCGCAAGGAGCUGCUGGCCGUCUUGAUUGCUGCGGGGGGCCUGGCGGGGUAUCGGAGGCUGCCGUAUCUGACGGCGGAGGCGAGGGAGUUUUUGAGGUGGCAUGCGGAGAGGGUGUUGGGGGAGUUGAGGAAAGUUGACGGCGACUUGCUCCAUGUGCAGUUCACAGUCCCAGAGAUCCGGAAACUCAUCCCCGCCGUCCGCGAAUACGCCCUGCAGAACAAGAUCCGCCUCCCCAACUUCAGCGCCAACCCCACCCCGCCCCCGGACCAGCUCGUUCGCGAUCUCUACAGCCUCCUCACGUACACCUUCAGCAACGACAACGACACAAAGGCCCUAAUCAACCUCUUCCUCACCACCACAAACUUCACGCUCCCCGGCCGCCAACCCGGCGACAUCCAGCGCUUCAUCUGGGACGCCUACAACACCGUCCCCGACCUGCGCGACCCCGCAAUCAUGGUCGCCGCCACGCGCCUGCCCCCCUUCCGCAGCCCCACCAACACAAAGAACAACAGCAUGCGCGCCCUGCGGCGCGAGCUCGGCACAACAGACCUCGACCCGCUGCGCGACAUGCAGGCGCGCCACAACUGGGCCAUGGCGCGCCUGCGGCCCGUGUGGGCCUUCAACGGCGGCAGCAGCGACAUCCACGACGCGCAGUGGACGCCCGACGGCGCGCGCUUCGCAAUGAGCACGCCGUGCACGAGCGACCAGUAUAACCGCCCCGGCAACCUCAUGCUGGGGUUCAACAGUGCGGGGGGGCCGCCGCCGCUGCCGCGCGUGCGCAUGCUGUACCGGCAUGCGCUGCGGGUGCGGCCGACGGCCGGCGGCUUCUUCGAGCGGUACGAGUAUACGAGUGUGCCGUCGAUCCGGUUCAGUAAUGAUGGCGGCAUGCUGCAUAGUUGUGGGCUCGAUGGGUGUGUCAAGACGUGGAGCGCGGGGGAUGGGAGGUGGCUGGGUGAGGUGGGCUUCGACGACCAGGUUGUGGUGAUGGAGACGAGUGCGGCGGUCGAUGGGUUGGUGGCGGCGGGGAGGUCGAAGGGGGCGGUGUCGGUCAUACAGAUCAAUGGGUCUGGCACUCAUGAUUCGGUCAGGAAUCUUAACCUCUUCGAUAAGGCGAACAAGAACAAGGUCUACCCCGCGGCGAUGGCCUGGGGCGGCGCCGGGUUCGAGAACUUCCUCGUGGUGGGCUAUGAUAAUGAAGGGAACAGCAAGAGCGGUGGACUCGCCGUCUGGGAUGUCGAGAGGGAGGUGAAUCUCUUCAAGUAUUGGGGCCAUAUCAAGCACCCGCAGAGACACUUUGAUGUGCGGAUGGGGCAACGCGGGAGGUUUGUUACUGGGAGUCUCAGACCGGGGAGGAUUGGUGGCUCGAUUGUCAGGCUGUGGGAUCUGAACACCAUGAGCGAGGUCGUAGAGUGCAUCAGUGACCAGGCGGACUUAAACUGCGUUACCAUUUCGCCCUGCGAGCGCUACCUCACCUCCUCAGGCACAACCAACAACACCCUCCUCUGGGACAUCCGCAACCCCUCGACCCCCUUGCACUCCCUCCAACACGGCGCCACCACAAUGCCCACCUCGGCGCAGACCAACCUCGCCGAGGACGACACGGGCGUCACAUUCAUCACCUGGUCGCCCCACAACAGCACGCUCUUCACCGGCGGCUCCGACGGCAAGAUCAAGCAGUGGGACCCCACGCGCGCCGCCCCCUUCCUCGUCGACGUCGCCGCCGUCGAGAGCCAGAUCAUGACCGCGGCCUUCAGCCCGUCGUGGGACGCCCUGCUUGUCGGCGAGGCGAGCGGGCGCGCGACGCUCUUCUCGACGGAGGGCGAGGAGGGCGGGCCUGUGCCCGAGAUUGUGACGGACUGGAGCGAGGACCGCGCGCUGAUGAAUCCGGAUAAUGAUGAGAAUAUGCGGUGGAGCAGCUGGAAUGGGCGGCGGGCGGGGGUGCCCGCGGCGGCGGCGGCGGCGGCGGUGGACGGUGGGGAGGAGGAGGAGGAGAGUGGCGUGCUGCUGGGGAGGGAGAUGGUGGCGGGGGGGUUGAUUGUGAGGGAUCCGGAGAACCCGAGGUAUGUUUGGGCGACGGAGAGGUAUGGGGUGAUGAGGGAGAAGGAGAGGAGGAGGAAGGAGAAGGAGGGGAGGGGGGGGAGGGCUUGA
Messenger RNA from Morchella sextelata, 4563 nucleotides. RefSeq lists its product as uncharacterized. Gene Ontology annotation, biological process: TOR signaling; regulation of actin cytoskeleton organization. Gene Ontology annotation, cellular component: TORC2 complex; TORC1 complex. The transcript is spliced from 4 exons. The record is from RefSeq and is a predicted model, not a curated record. Bases 1 to 4563 code for a protein of 1520 amino acids. Lineage: Eukaryota; Fungi; Ascomycota; Pezizomycetes; Pezizales; Morchellaceae. Gene Ontology annotation, molecular function: protein binding.